UUCUCCUUCUUCUCCUUCCCCUCAAUUCAAUUCAAUUCCCGUACAUUCAACAAAUGCAACGUUUGACAACGAAUCCGCUUCCUUCAAUCUGUACCGCCUCUUAUCAACCCCGAUCGCUACAUCGACUGUAGCUUCCCGUUUGAGACACCUCCGUCGCCGUCCCCGUCGCCGCACCCCCAGACUGACUGACUAACGACUCGACACGACACACAUAUCUAUCCACUUCCUCCAUAAAACUUCCCUUUUCCCCACACAAGGCAGAUCGACCACCUCUUACUGUUGUUGAUCACCCUAUAUCAUUACACCAUACGUGCGCACUCUACGGGUCAAGAUCUGCUCAUCCUCCGCGCUGGUACGGUAAAGAGUCGGUGUUGUCAAGCUACCCGUGGCCCCUGCGAUGGCCGAACAACAACCCGUACGUCCUGCAAGCAGGAGUAGCUCUCCUGACCGAGGGGAAACUUUUGAAGAUGCCACUACCGGCAUAACCCCACGUCCGAACUCACAAUCUGGCUCCCGAUCCCGAUCCCUCCUAAGUCGACGAACGUCCUCUUCUUCCACCAUGACGAAGGACACAGCUCCUGAUUCGCCGAUCCCAGAUAUGCCAGAAAAUGCUGCAGCUGCUCUAGCGGCGGAGAAGGAUAAAGGGAAGGGAAUCGAGAGUCUCGACGGCGCUGAAGACCAGCCUGCACCCGAGAAAUCGCCCUUGCUCACGGCACAUAGAAUAUCAGUCACCUCGGACAUGGACGAUGUGUCACUAGAAGAAGAAGACAACAAAAGUCCAGGACUACUCCCCAAGCUACCUCCUCGCGAAAACUCCACCAGCGGUUCAGGCCUCCAGGGCCUCUCGGGCAAAAUGUCCCCCGUCAAAUUCCCACCGCCACCACCCCCUCCGGCCGCUCAAGAGAAACACACCUCACUGCCCCCACCGCCUGCACCGACGAGAAAGCUGACGAGCCCAUUCUCAUGGUUAUCCCGCAACAGCUCAAGCAAGAAACCCGAAUCCCCGCCCCUAGCUACAACUACCAGAAGAAAUACCAAUGCAUCUAUCGCGACAGUUGGGAGCAACCCGGAGCUCAUGCUCAGCAAGAUUGAUGACGAAGGUGACCAAUCAUCGAACAACCGCUCGAGCCAGACCAGUCUCCGUGAUAGGUUUAAGCUCCUCCGAAUGAGGGAAGAGGCUGGAAUCACUUUAAAUGAGGAAGGUGCUGCUGAGGUAGGCCAGCCAGGUGGAGCUCUUGCGGGCCUCUUGGGCAGAACUACAAGUAUUGGGCUUGGUGUUGGGAGCCCGGGUGGCAUCCUCGAUGAUAAAGAUGAGCAUGGGCAUGGAACUGCCUCUGGCCCUACAAGCCCUCGCCCCGGAUCCCUCGGGAAACAAUCCACGAUCAAUCCGAGCUUAGCACCCGGGACAGCAUCGGGAAUUGCUGUCGGACCAGCAGAGGAUGCUGAACCAGUUGAUUGGGAUCUUUGGCAGUCAGUCGUCAACGAGGGGCCCGCUGCAGUCGCUCGCACGAGCUCAGAAGAGUUGAACAGGGCCAUCGCUAGUGGCAUUCCCCAGGCUAUCCGCGGUGUGAUCUGGCAGGUCCUGGCUCAGAGUAAGAGUGAGGAGCUGGAACAGACGUAUAAGGAGCUGGUGGUUCGUGGUACCGAUAAAGAGCACACAAUUGCACGCAGUCCGCUCUUACCCAACGGACAGUCAAACAGUAAUGGGAAAGAGAAGGACUCAAUUGCUUCAUCGUCUUCUUCUGUUCAUUCGGAUUAUUCUACGCCAGCAACUACCAACGGAAGCAACGCACCUUUGGCUUCACCGUCAAUCACAACGGACAGCACCGAGGAUUUGGUAAAGUUGCAAGCUAAGCCCACGGAGCAGAAGAAGACCACCAAAGAUGACGCUGCCGCCAUCCAGAAGUUGGAAAAGGUGAUCAAACGCGAUUUGGGUGCUCGGACAAGCUACUCUAAGUAUCUCAUGGCGGCUGGCCUCCAAGACGGCCUCUUCGGUAUCUGCAAAGCGUACGCACUAUACGACGAGUCGGUGGGAUAUGCACAAGGCAUGAACUUCAUCGCCAUGCCUCUCUUGUUCAAUAUGCCAGAGGAGGAGGCGUUUUCGCUGUUUGUGACUUUGAUGAACAAGUACCAUCUCAGAGAUCUGUUUAUUCAGGACAUGCCGGGCCUCCAUCUCCAUCUAUACCAGUUCGAGCGCCUUUUGGAAGAUUUUGAGCCUGCGCUGUAUUGCCACCUUCGCCGAAGAGAAGUGAAGCCGCAGCUCUAUGCAACACAGUGGUUCCUGACCUUGUUCGCUUAUCGAUUCCCCCUCCAAUUGGUUCUUCGCAUCUACGAUCUUAUCUUGAGCGAGGGUUUGGAGGGAGCCAUUCUCAAAUUCGGGCUUGUUCUCAUGCAGAAGAAUGCGGAAACAUUGCUCGGUAUGAAAGAUAUGGCUACUCUUACGACUUUCCUAAAGGAACGUCUCUUCGACGUCUAUAUUGACAAGGCUCCUUCCGCGUCUUCCAUUCUGGAAAGUGGCUUUUUCGGAUCUGCGGGUGGGGUUGACAAAGAGGUUUACCGUGCCGAUAUGCUUGUCAGGGAUGCUGUAUCUGUCAAAAUCACUUCAGAUAUGCUCAAGCAAUACACUGCUGAGUGGAAAGAGCAACAGCGAGCCGAGAAAGAACGCGAGACUGAGCUUCACGGCCUCAAAGAAAAGACUGCAACCUUGGAGGUUAAGGUCCGGCAACUUGAACGCCGGGCUGAACAGUCCGACACCGAGCAUGUACAGGUUGCCUCUGAACUUGUCAAGACCAAGGUCGAAAAUGAGAACCUUGCCGACGAGAAUGAAACUCUCAAGACGAAGGUUGAGGAGUUGCAAAAGAUUGUGGACACGCAACCUGCAGAGGUCGAAGCCAAAAUGAAGCAAGACAUUGACAGCAUAAUGGAAAAGAAUCUCGUGGUCCAUAACGAGAACAGGGCUCUAGAGGAACAGCUAGCUGAGAUGGAGAAGGAAUUAGUCGCAACGAAGAUGCAAUGGGCAACGAUCAACGAGGAAUACGAAACCCUCAAGCAAAAGUGGAAUAACAUUACCCAGAUGAUGAACAGAUAGGGCGGUUGACUCUAUCAGUGGGCUCAACACCAAAUCUGCUACAGUUCUGGUCUGAUUGCUUGCGUGGCAGGCUUGCAUUCUCACUCCGCAGAAGAUAAAGGUUUCACUGAAAUUUUAUCUACGACCGUAUCCUAACUUCUCUCGCGUCGACCGCGCCCUU
Aaosphaeria arxii CBS 175.79 is the source of this 3248-nucleotide messenger RNA. RefSeq names its product GTPase-activating protein GYP5. Bases 398 to 3088 code for a protein of 896 amino acids. The record is from RefSeq and is a predicted model, not a curated record. Lineage: Eukaryota; Fungi; Ascomycota; Dothideomycetes; Pleosporales. The transcript has 5 exons.